CGCGGGUCCUCCUUUCCGGCCCGGAGGAUUGUCCAUAAGGAGAGCUUUCCCUCCUUGAAAAUUAAAGCCUAGCAGUCCUGAGCUAUUAGUCCAAAUGUCUGCAUCAACUCUCCUUCCACAAACUUCAGAGGAGCCUGAUAGCAUUCUGGUAGUGAAGAUGGAAGGGAAAGAGGAGGCCUGUAAUCUGGAAUCCAGCCUCCACUGGAAAAGCUGCUACAGCCCAGAGACUUUCCGCCAGCGGUUCAGGCAGUUUGGCUACCAGGAGUCCCCUGGGCCUCGGGAGGCUCUAAACAGGCUCCGGGAGCUUUGCUGUCAGUGGCUAAGGCCGGAGGUGUACACCAAGAAGCAGAUUCUGGAGCUGCUGGUGCUGGAGCAGUUCCUGGCCAUCCUGCCAGAGGAGCUGCAGGCCUGGCUACGAGAGCACCGGCCAGAGAAUGGAGAGGAGGCUGUGACUAUGCUGGAGGAGCUGGAAAAAGAGCUUGAUGGGCCAGCAGAGCAGGUUUUUGGACAGAAUGCAGAGAAAGUGGCAGCUUGGGAAAUCACUCAGGAGUCUCCAAGUGGCCAGCCCAAGCCUGCGAAGAAGCAGCUGCAGUGCACAUCACGGGAGCUUCACUCCUCCAGACAAAACGAUAAAGACACUAGAACUAUAAAUGUGAAAUCAGCUUCGAGGCAAAAGACUUCUUCGGACAUAGAGUUGCAUCACAAUAUUUCUAACACUGUUCAUAUGAAUGCUUCCCAAAGCUUCACAUCUAGAGGAACUGGUGAACAAAAUGGCAUGUUUGAAAGAAGACAUAGAAAUCCUUCUCGAAAAAAACAACACAAGUGUGAUGAAUGUGGCAAAACGUUUAGUCAGAGCUCAGCCCUCAUCCUACAUCAGAGAAUCCACAGUGGAGAGAAACCUUAUGCAUGUGAUGUGUGUGCAAAGGCUUUUAGCCGAAGUGCAGUCCUGAUUCAGCAUAGAAGAAUCCACACUGGGGAAAAACCCUACAAGUGUCAUGAAUGUGGGAAAGCCUUUAGUCAGAGCUCAAAUCUUUUCAGACAUAGAAAAAGUCACACUAGAGGAAAAAGUCCCAUCAGUAUUGUGAGGGAAUCGAAGCAUUUACUCAGAACGUUUUCAACAGAGGAAGAAGACAUAAGGCACAAACAACUUCUUAGUAUAGAUCAGUGGUUUUAAUGAGCACCAGUUUCCUUUCAAAGGUCAUAAAAGUCACAGGAGAGAAUAGAGACUAUCUUAUGUCAGCAUUGUUUGUUUUUCUGCUUAUCAACACAUCAAUUCAGAUGUCUGAGAUUCUAAAAUUUAAUUCAGAUUUUCAUCCCUAGGGUAGCUCUUGAAAAGGCAUUCUUAGACAUGUUCUGCUAUUUCUAGUCUUAGCACAAAUGAUGAAGUUGAACAGUUGACCCUUGAACAACAUUGGUCUGAGCUGCACAGGUCUACUUUAUGUGGAUUUUUUCAAUAGAUAACACAGUCGACCUUCUGUAUUCCUGGGCUUCUACCAACUGCAGAUUGAAAACAGUAUUUUCGC
Molossus molossus (Pallas's mastiff bat) is the source of this 1523-nucleotide messenger RNA. It is a transcript of the gene ZNF396, whose product is annotated as zinc finger protein 396. The record is from RefSeq and is a predicted model, not a curated record. The transcript has 4 exons. The coding region runs from base 95 to 1174 and encodes 359 amino acids. Lineage: Eukaryota; Metazoa; Chordata; Mammalia; Chiroptera; Molossidae.